AUUUUUUCUUUCUGUCUCUCGCAAUCUGGUCAUCUGGAAUUGUCCAUAUUCUUGAUUAAGCGAUCAAUUGAUUUAUCCACUCCUUGGUUUUGCUCUUGGAAAGACCCUCUUUGAAAAAAUUAUUCAUCCACCCCCGAAUUCCUCCCUUCCCCGCAGCUGAUGGGCUUCCGUCACGGCUUCAAGCUCUUUCGCACCACCAUGUCAGGAGAAAAGAUAUACGAAGGCGUUUUCGCCGUUCACAAGCCCCAAGGAAUCAGUUCCGCCGAAGUAAUCCGCAACCUCCAACACCACUUCAACCCAUCCAAACUCUUCCAGCCCUGGUUGGAGAGCGAGCGCGAGCGCCGAAAACGCGAGAGUAACUUCCAACGGAAACGCCGGCGCUCACAGCGACUCGAUGUCAAAAUCGGACAUGGAGGCACUCUCGAUCCGCUCGCGACGGGCGUUUUGGUCGCAGGCGUAGGCAAGGGGACGAAACAGCUCAAUGAUUUCUUGGGAUGCACCAAGUCAUACGAGACGGUUAUUCUCUUCGGCGCUGAGACGGAUACCUACGAUAGACUGGGCAAGGUUGUCCGACGGGGCCCCUAUGAGCACAUUACUCGAGAGGCAGUUGAGAAGGCGCUGGAGCAGUUCCGCGGAAAGAUCAUGCAACGCCCGCCCAUCUUUUCGGCGCUGAAGGUCCAGGGAAAGAAGCUUUAUGAAUACGCCCGGGAGGGUAAGGAGCCUCCGAUUGAAAUCCAGGCUCGGCCGAUCGAGGUUCACAACUUGGAGCUGCUUGAAUGGUACGAGCCGGGCACGCAUGACUACAAAUGGCCCGAGGAGGAGGCUGCCGGGGAAGAAAAGGUGAUUGCAGAGAGACUCCUCGCUAAGGAUGACACACUGGCAGUUGCACCUUCUGCUGAGGCCGAGAAGAAAACCCAGAGUCAAGACCAGGAGGCAUCAUCAGCGACAAAGCGCAAAUCGCCCCCUCCCCCAGAAAGUCCCAAGAAGGAAGAGGACGCCAACACCCCAGCAGCAGCCGAAGCAGCCCCCGAAGCCGAGCCCUCAGCAGCCAAGAAGCAAAAGGUGGAAGGCGAAGAAGCAACGGAAACCGAACAACCCCCAGCAGAGGAGCCCACCGCUCCCUCCGAACCAAGCAAGCCCGUUCCCCAACCUGCUGCCGUUAAAGUCACCAUGACCGUUUCAUCCGGUUUCUACGUGCGCUCGCUUGCCCACGACCUGGGCAAGGCGCUUGGCAGCUGCGGCCUGAUGAGCUCGCUAAUCCGAACACGCCAGUCGGAUUUCGUGCUCGAUUCUGACAAGGUCCUCGAAUAUAAAGACUUAGAAGCCGGCGAGGAAGUCUGGGGUCCCAAGGUCCAGCGAUUCUUGCAAGAGUGGGAAGAUAAGAGAGCUGCCGAGGCGACCGUCGAUGAAUGAGUGACGCAAUAAGGGCCAGCAGAAUAAAAAAAAAAAAAAAAGCAUAUCAGUCAUUUUCUCCGUGGG
Aspergillus wentii DTO 134E9 is the source of this 1479-nucleotide messenger RNA. Its product is annotated as pseudouridine synthase PUS4. The record is from RefSeq and is a predicted model, not a curated record. The coding region runs from base 160 to 1413 and encodes 417 amino acids. Gene Ontology annotation, biological process: tRNA modification; mRNA pseudouridine synthesis. NCBI's taxonomy places the organism in Eukaryota, Fungi, Ascomycota, Eurotiomycetes, Eurotiales, Aspergillaceae. Gene Ontology annotation, molecular function: RNA binding; pseudouridine synthase activity. The transcript has 2 exons. Gene Ontology annotation, cellular component: mitochondrion.